GUUUAACGUUUUUCCCGAUUUUUGCGACCGGCUUUUUCUGUCAACUCAUCACAUUUGCUGCUUCGUUUGUCCACGGUUUCGAGAUUUUUUCACACUUUAUUUGUCCCAGAUUAUUGCGGGCGAGUUCAACGAACGUUUUUGUUAAACGGUUACGCUUGAGUCUUGGCAUUUAGGCAUUUUACAAGAUGAUCGAUAAAGUGCAGCACGUCCUCCCGAACAGCCAACCGAUCGUGGAGCUGGAAUGUGCUACCGCUUUCGGUGCCCUCACCGAGAAGGAAAAACUGUACGCCCACUACUUCAGCGAGGCCUCCUGGACAGGAGGGUUGAUUGCACUGGUCCAAUCGAGCCCGGAAUCGCCUCUCAUUUUUUCGCUGCUCCACCGGAUCUAUCUGGCGGAACCGAUCGAGGAACUGCGGAAGAGUGCCCUGGCCGCGGGAGUAACUGAGGAUGAGUUUACUGCCUUCCUGGUGUAUACCUGUGGAUUUCUGGCCAACGCCGGCAACUACAAGGGCAUGGGAGACAGCAAGAUUGUGCCGAAUCUGGAGGAAGAUAAGUUCGAGCUGAUCGUCAAGAGCUCCAAGGCGUUCAAAACCGAUGAAGCUUCCAUUGGCAAGCUUUGGCAGCAGACCAAAGUUCCCAUCUUCCUGCUCACUGAGCGUACCAAAACGCUCGGCCUGUGCGACCAGGGCAUUACGACCUAUUUCUCGUCCAAUGUGACCCGCGAAGAUACCGAACUGAUCAGCGAAUGGAUGAAGGAGAACAAGUUCGAGGCCUACAUUUGUCGGACCUUUAAAACUGAAGAGGACGGCAAAACGGUAUACAACAUCAAGCUGGCUUCGGCAGAGGUCGGAGACAAGGAAGGGCUGACUAAGGAUGCGGUCGAGUAUAAGGGAGCUUUGUUUAAAAUCACUCGUGGAGACUAUCGCGAGUUGAUGCAGAAGGUGGCAGACGCGCUGACCCUGGCCAAUAAGCAUUCGGCUAACGACAAUCAGAAACAGAUGAUUGAAGCCUAUGUGCAGAGCUUCGCCGAGGGUAGUUUGGAUGCGCACAAGACCGGAUCCCGGUUCUGGAUCAAAGACAAGGGACCGGUUAUUGAAACUUACAUCGGAUUUAUCGAAACCUACCGGGAUCCGGUGGGACAACGGGGCGAAUUCGAGGGAUUCGUGGCCAUGGUAAACAAAGAGAUGUCUGCCAAAUUUUCCACCCUGGUGACCAAUGCGGAAAACUUCAUCAAACUUCUUCCGUGGGGUGAAGACUACGAGAAGGACAACUACUUGAAGCCCGACUUUACCUCGUUGGACAUUUUGACCUUCGCCGGAUCCGGUGUGCCUUGUGGAAUUAACAUUCCUAACUACGAUGAAAUCCGCCAGGACGAGGGAUUCAAAAACGUGUCGCUGGGCAACGUGCUGGCCAACACUAACAAAACAGACAGCAUUCCAUUUUUGUCGGAAGAAGAUCAAGCUUUGCUGAAGAAGUACAAGGCUUUGGCAUUCGAGGUGCAGGUUGGACUUCACGAGCUGCUCGGCCAUGGCAGCGGUAAGCUGUUACGUAUCAACGAAAAGGGUGAGUAUAACUUCGAUCGCGAGAAGGUACGCAAUCCGCUGACUGGUGAGGCCGUGACCUGUUGGUAUGAGCCUGGCGAAACUUAUGACUCGAAGUUCAAAUCGUUGGGAUCCAGCUACGAAGAAUGUCGCGCCGAAGCUGUGGGUUUGUAUCUCAGCUUGAACCGAGACAUUUUGAAGAUUUUUGGACACACUGAUGAGAAGGAAAUCGAUGACAUCAUCUACGUCAACUGGUUGUUGUUGGUUUGGGGUGGAGUUGGAGUGGCCAUGGAGCUGUACAACCCAACUCAGAAGACCUGGCUGCAGGCUCAUUACCAGGCACGGUUCGUGAUCAUGAAAGUGCUGUUGGAAGCGGGAGAGGGUCUGGUCAGUGUAACGGAAACCGAGCCGGGCAAAAACUUGCUACUGAAGUUCGAUCGCAGCAAAAUUGAAACCGUUGGCAAGGAAGCUAUCAAGCAGUUCUUGCUCAAGUUGCAGUAUUACAAAUCGACCGGGGACUUUGUCGGGGCCAGUAAGAUGUACAACCACUACUCGGAGGUGAGCGAGGACGGCCCGUUCCCGUGGGCCAAGUGGCGGGACAUCGUGCUGUUGCACAAGAAACCACGGUUGAUUUUCGUGCAAUCGAACACGCAGCUGGACGAGAACGGCGCCGUGCAGCUGAAGAAGUACGAGUCCAAUUUCGAGGGCUACAUCAAGUCGUGGACCGACCGUUUCCCGGAAACCGGCAUCGAUCAGGUCCUGGAACGAAUCCACGAACAAGAUAAGCAGUAUUUUCAGGGAUUGUACUAGAUGAGGAGGACUGUCCCACGGGAAGAUUUAACUGCAAUUUCGUAUGAAUAAACUUAUAUGCAACAGUUUCUAUAGAAA
Messenger RNA from Uranotaenia lowii, 2429 nucleotides. It is a transcript of the gene DppIII, whose product is annotated as dipeptidyl peptidase 3. The transcript has 4 exons. The record is from RefSeq and is a predicted model, not a curated record. NCBI's taxonomy places the organism in Eukaryota, Metazoa, Arthropoda, Insecta, Diptera, Culicidae. Gene Ontology annotation, cellular component: cytoplasm. The coding region runs from base 186 to 2351 and encodes 721 amino acids. Gene Ontology annotation, molecular function: dipeptidyl-peptidase activity; metalloexopeptidase activity. Gene Ontology annotation, biological process: proteolysis.